This is a messenger RNA of Petromyzon marinus (sea lamprey), 1752 nucleotides long. RefSeq lists its product as uncharacterized. Lineage: Eukaryota; Metazoa; Chordata; Hyperoartia; Petromyzontiformes; Petromyzontidae. The record is from RefSeq and is a predicted model, not a curated record.
UAUUGGCAGCUGCACCGCUGACACUGCACCAUGCCCCACCACACCUUGCGCUCAUCAUCGGCACGUCGUCGCAUCAUCGGCGAGUGGUGAUCUGGCUUUCAGGACCCGCAGGCCACUGUCAACCCCCAAUAUCACGACAUCUAAGUCGUGGCAUCGACAACAGUUCCAAGGGCGACUCCCCACGGUCUUCUGGAGCGCCGGUGGUCUGUGGACCGCGGGUUUUGGUGGAGAGGGCAGAGAGCCCAGUUUGCAGGAACUGGCAAAAACAAUUCUUGGGACUUUACUCCGAUCGACCCAGGGCAUUCCUCAAGGCUUAGUUCUCGCUGCCAUUUGUUUUCCAGAUAUUAUGUUUGCUGUAAUUUAUGUGCACUCCAAUAUUCAAUUUAUGCCCUAGAAACCCGAGUUUUCCGGAAUGAAGUUUUGCGUUGCUGAGUGUGUGUGAAGUGUCACUUUGUUUCUUGUGUGCCACAGAACCUUUUCUGUAUUUGGCCAGGCCCAGGUCUACCGUGAACAAGACACGGCUGCCCUCGGUUGAAGGAAAUGAACGAGAGACAGAAAAUCAACUAAGGAUCAUCCCGACUCGCGUCGCUGCAGGAGGUUGUCACGAACAUGAAGAUGUCCAACAGAGCGGCGAACACGGGGUCUGACGCUGCCCUCUCCGCGUUCUGCCGGAGGAGCGUGGAGAGGGUGCGGCGCGAGAGCCAGGGUCCCAGGGGCAAAGAGACCCCCAGAGGGGUCACGUGGACCCCCAGGGGUGAUCCCGAUGAGACCCCUGUCCCCGAGGCGCUGCUGCAGAGAUUGCGUCUUGCCGCGAUUGUGGACGAUGUGCGGCAGGCGAGCACGCUGCGGCUGCACGUUCCAGCGCGCUGCUCCGCGUGCCGCGACGCUACCGCCGCCCUCGCCCGGGAAGCUUUUGUACGACGGAAACGGUCACAGCUCCAGGAGGGCAGACUCCAGCGGGAGAUAGACGGACACCUCUACACAAAGGACUCGCUGUCUCUCAUUGGGGACAUUCAUGAGGGAUUGCCCCUCCCCUCUGCACCCCCGGAGGUCAUCUGGGGUCAGCUGAAGAGCAGAGAAUCCUCACGGAGAGACCUGAAGGUGACCCUUAUAGAGAGACCCCCAGAGAGAGGAGAGACCCACAGAGAUAGACCCCCAAGGAGGACCCCCGAGAGCCCAGCUGAUAAACAGCAGCCCCCCGUGGUCACCCGGUCACAGUUGCGACGCCCUUGACCCCUGUGUGAAGGGGGUCACGGAGGUCCCGAUCCCUAACCUUGGGCACGGAACCAGUCUGUGCGGUGACACCACUGAACGAUCCAGCGUUUUGGAGGCAAGGGUUGGUGGAUCAGGGCAACUCCCGACUCUGCCAGGCUGCACGGCGCCAUCGCGGUGGGAGUACAACAAGUGGGUUCGCAAACCUGUCUGUGUGCGGUCCUGAAAGUGCUGUUUCCUCGUGCGUCAGUGGUGAGUGUCCUCCACUCUCCGCACUACCCUCGCACGCGCAAAUGAAUCAAAGAUUACUCGAUUUGGAUCGACCAAACUCAUCCCUCACGUGGCAGGGGACCCUCCUUAUGCCUACCUGGAGAAAUAGAUGACAUCGUUUAGACUUCGCCAUUCCUGAAUAAACUGUCUCUCUGUGGCCAAAUGCAAAUAUUUGCAGAACUCCGUUCUGUCUCCAUGUAAACGAGCACCGUAAUUCAUCACUGGCUUUCCACACCAAUGUUGUCACAAUAAAGAAGGUGCCUUCCUCCA